Hippopotamus amphibius kiboko is the source of this 2859-nucleotide messenger RNA. It is a transcript of the gene FXR1, whose product is annotated as FMR1 autosomal homolog 1. The transcript is spliced from 18 exons. Gene Ontology annotation, cellular component: neuronal ribonucleoprotein granule; dendritic filopodium; neuronal cell body. Gene Ontology annotation, molecular function: protein homodimerization activity; mRNA 3'-UTR binding; translation regulator activity. Gene Ontology annotation, biological process: regulation of alternative mRNA splicing, via spliceosome; positive regulation of protein phosphorylation; regulation of dendrite morphogenesis. Bases 15 to 1961 code for a protein of 648 amino acids. The record is from RefSeq and is a predicted model, not a curated record. Lineage: Eukaryota; Metazoa; Chordata; Mammalia; Artiodactyla; Hippopotamidae.
UUUGCGGUUCCAACAUGGCGGAGCUGACGGUGGAGGUUCGCGGCUCCAACGGGGCUUUCUACAAGGGAUUCAUCAAAGAUGUUCAUGAAGACUCCCUCACAGUGGUUUUUGAAAACAAUUGGCAACCAGAACGCCAGGUUCCAUUUAAUGAAGUUAGAUUACCACCACCACCUGAUAUAAAAAAAGAAAUUAGUGAAGGAGAUGAAGUAGAGGUAUAUUCAAGAGCAAAUGACCAAGAACCAUGUGGAUGGUGGUUGGCUAAAGUUCGAAUGAUGAAAGGAGAAUUUUAUGUCAUUGAAUAUGCUGCUUGUGAUGCCACUUACAAUGAAAUAGUCACAUUUGAACGACUUCGGCCUGUCAAUCAAAAUAAAACUGUCAAAAAAAAUACCUUCUUUAAAUGCACAGUGGAUGUUCCUGAGGAUUUGAGAGAGGCGUGUGCUAAUGAAAAUGCACAUAAAGAUUUUAAGAAAGCAGUAGGAGCGUGCAGAAUUUUUUACCAUCCAGAAACCACACAGCUAAUGAUACUGUCUGCCAGUGAAGCAACUGUGAAGAGAGUAAAUAUUUUGAGUGACAUGCAUUUGCGAAGUAUUCGUACGAAGUUGAUGCUUAUGUCCAGAAAUGAAGAGGCCACUAAGCAUUUAGAAUGCACAAAACAACUUGCAGCAGCUUUUCAUGAGGAAUUUGUUGUGAGAGAAGAUUUGAUGGGCCUGGCAAUAGGAACACAUGGUAGUAACAUACAGCAAGCUAGAAAGGUUCCUGGAGUUACAGCUAUUGAGCUAGAUGAAGAUACUGGAACAUUUAGAAUCUACGGAGAGAGUGCUGAUGCUGUAAAAAAGGCUAGAGGUUUCUUGGAAUUUGUGGAGGAUUUUAUUCAGGUUCCUAGGAAUCUUGUUGGAAAAGUAAUUGGGAAAAAUGGCAAAGUUAUUCAAGAAAUAGUAGACAAAUCUGGUGUGGUUCGGGUCAGAAUUGAAGGAGACAAUGAAAAUAAACUACCUAGAGAAGAUGGGAUGGUUCCGUUUGUAUUUGUUGGCACUAAAGAAAGCAUUGGAAAUGUGCAAGUUCUUUUAGAGUAUCAUAUUGCUUAUCUAAAGGAAGUAGAACAGCUAAGAAUGGAACGCCUACAGAUUGAUGAACAGCUGCGACAGAUCGGUUCUAGGUCUUAUAGUGGAAGAGGCAGAGGUCGUCGGGGCCCUAAUUACACCUCCGGUUAUGGUACAAACUCUGAGCUGUCUAACCCAUCUGAAACUGAAUCUGAGCGUAAAGACGAGUUGAGUGAUUGGUCAUUGGCAGGAGAAGAUGACCGAGAGAGCCGGCAUCAGCGUGACAGCAGGAGACGCCCAGGAGGAAGAGGCAGAAGUGUUUCAGGGGGUCGAGGUCGUGGUGGACCACGUGGUGGCAAAUCUUCCAUCAGUUCUGUGCUCAAAGAUCCAGACAGCAAUCCAUACAGCUUACUUGAUAAUACAGAAUCAGAUCAGACUGCAGACACUGAUGCCAGCGAAUCUCAUCACAGUACUAACCGUCGUAGGCGGUCUCGUAGACGAAGGACUGAUGAAGAUGCUGUUCUGAUGGAUGGGAUGACUGAGUCUGAUACAGCUUCAGUUAAUGAAAAUGGGCUAGAUGAUAGUGAAAAAAAACCCCAGCGACGCAAUCGUAGCCGCAGGCGUCGUUUCAGGGGUCAGGCAGAAGAUAGACAGCCAGUCACAGUUGCAGAUUAUAUUUCUAGAGCUGAGUCUCAGAGCAGACAAAGAAACCUCCCAAGGGAAACUUUGGCUAAAAACAAGAAAGAAAUGGCAAAAGAUGUGAUUGAAGAGCAUGGUCCUUCAGAAAAGGCAAUAAAUGGCCCAACUAGUGCUUCUGGCGAUGAAAUUUCUAAGCUGCAGCGUACUCCAGGAGAAGAAAAGAUUAAUACCUUAAAAGAAGAAAAUACUCAAGAAGCAGCAGUCCUGAAUGGUGUUUCAUAAACUGAAGAAGUUCCUAGUUUACAGUUCUUUUACAUUACAUUUUACAAUAGUGCUUGUACAAGCUUGCCAAAGAUAGAAUAUGGAUCGCCAGUCUUUACAUCGCACUUUCAGUUCCUCCAUUUGGAAUUCAGAAAGGGGAGGGAUCCUGAAGAAAUCAUAUGUUAAACAUACUUUGACACCUACUGUGUUAUAAAAUAUAUCAUCAGAUGUGCCUUGAGAAUAGUAUAUGUAACAUUAAAAAAAGUUGCUGGCUAUAGGAAAUGUUAUUUUGUUUUCAAAAUAUGGCAGAGAUGGGGGGAGGUGGGUGGGGUGGGAUCCCUAACGUAAUAUUCUUUAUGAAAGCAUUAGCUGCUUUUGUUACAUUUUUAAUAAUAUGCAACCACUUCUUCACCUGAGGAAAACUAGAAUGAAAUGCAGUCUAAGAUAUUUUGCACUGAAUUGUAAUUUCUUCAUUAGUUUAGUCUGGAAACUGGUCUGUUUUAAUGUGUUUUAAAAAUGCUGUAUGUAGAGGAAAAUCUGCAGACCACUGGAAUACAUUUGUUAAACUCUCAUCUGCAGGGACACUGGGUGAUAUUGGCAGUGACUGUUCUACAUUGAGGCUUUGUUUGGUUUAUUUAUUAAAGUGUACAGUAUUUAAAAAAUCAAACAUAGCUUUAGUUAAAACACUAAGCUGAAUUAGUCAUGUCCAUUCAGACAUAACCUGAACUACUGAAAAGAUCAAUUUCCAGAAGGUUUAUUCUGUAUAAACUACGUUAGUCUUCAGUAGAGUAACUUUUUCCUCCCCCCCCUUUUCUUUCUUUUCCUUUUUUUUUUUUUUUUUUUUUUUUUUUUUUGAUUUUGGUUGUUUGAUGUGCAAUAUGUUUUUGUAUGCAGGUAGUAAAUAAACUUUGAUCUUCCA